AUGGCGGCUGCUAGCCCAAGCGAUAGCGCAGCCCCGCCUGCGAAGAGUGGUCCGAGCGAGGCGGCAGCAGCCACUCCUCGGAGGCAACCCCCGCCGCCGCCCAAAGCCCCGCCAAGGGACCACCAGGGCCGCAGAACUGCAGAGCAGGCGCGAGGGGGCGAAGCGGAAGAGGAGCCGGAGGCCGGGCAGGCCACUCCCACUGAGGACUCCUACGAGUCUGCCACUGAGGAAGCGGACGACGACCAAGCCGCGCCCAGCACAGCCACACCGUGGGCGCGGCGUAUCGUUAGGAAGACGACGUCAGCUAAAAGCGCCGCUCUCCCUCCCCAGCAGCAUGUCUCCCUUGCCCCAGUGACUCCGGGCUCAUGGGAGCCUGCUGCAAUGGAGGCUGGCAGCGUGUCUCCUCCGGUGUCCGAGUGGGAGUGGCCCCCCACCCCUCGUGACCCUGAUCCCGCAGACUUCGCGUCCCUGUCGGAGGUUGCAGCAGCCCUCCCUUCCACCACACCGUCCGGCCUAGAGGCCGUCGUCAUGGAUGUGGAUGACGGCUCGCCCUCACCCAAAGCUGCCGCAAAGUCGCCGCCUGCAAACCCUAGUAGCCCUGGCCACUCCGAGGGCACCUCGGACACCUUACCCUCCGGCACUAGUAAAGUUGUGGACUCCACACCUCUCACAAGCCAGCCGACCGGCCCUGUUGCUGCCAACAGUUCUCCCGAGGGCUCCAGUGCAGCGGACCACAACACUGCUGACGCUAACCAAGCAGCUGGCGUUGACAGCCCCACAAGCCCCGCGGAGACUACCCUGGCGAACGAGGGCGGGGUCCCUUCGAAGGUGACGACGGCCACUGUAGAUGGCAUUGCCCCGCCGCGAGCACGCGCCGGUGACUCUGGCGAGCCGGCAGUAGUGCCUUCCCAUUCAGUGGCCCCGGCAGAGCCGGCAGGGGCACCCCAGCUCUUGAGGCUGGAUGUGUCUUGCCAAGUGGGCACCCACCUAGUGGUGCUCCGCAUGGCAAUGACGGCCAACAGCACGGUCGGAGCUGUACUCGCCAGGGCCAGAGAAAGGGCGAGUGCACCAGGACUGGAGGUUGCCUCCUUGCACACCGCACCAGACGUGGCGCUCUCCCACGUGGCUACGCUGGGCUCAGUGUUGCCACCAGGGGAGCUACGACUCCUUCUUCGCGAAGGCACUAGCCCUGUAGCACUGGCUAGCACCACCCGCGAGGCAGAGGCUGUGCCAUGCCUUUUCUCCCCUGACCGGUGCUGGUGUUACUGCUGUGGCAUCGGCACUGCCUGCCCGCUCCUCAUGCAGGCCCACGCGAUGACAGACCGGCAUGUGUGGAAUGCCCGAGUCUUUGUCAGGAGGCAUCGACAAGGCCACCCUGAUGCGUGA
Messenger RNA from Symbiodinium necroappetens, 1386 nucleotides. NCBI's taxonomy places the organism in Eukaryota, Dinophyceae, Suessiales, Symbiodiniaceae. The record is from the annotation of a GenBank genome assembly.